Messenger RNA from Penicillium malachiteum, 1203 nucleotides. RefSeq lists its product as uncharacterized. The transcript has a single exon. The coding region runs from base 1 to 1203 and encodes 400 amino acids. The record is from RefSeq and is a predicted model, not a curated record. Lineage: Eukaryota; Fungi; Ascomycota; Eurotiomycetes; Eurotiales; Aspergillaceae.
AUGUCCAAUGCAGUAGACAGUACAGCAGGAGGAGGCAGCGGCAGCGGCCCAGUUCAACUUCAAGUUGAGAUCACUGGUAUUGCAAACUCGAUAUUCAGACUUGGUAUUGACACUCUCAUGCGGGUUUUCGAUGCCAGGAUCGACGCGGGUACUUUCUGCAUUGCAUCCAAAGUAUGCGAAGCUAUCGAAUGCACCGAGAAGGGCUUGAAAAGAUCCAACGAUGCAGUCACCAACGCACCUGUCCUGGAAAGCUUUCAAAAGCUCAUUUGGUUUGGCUUUGGGAUCAAGAGCCCGAUCCAAAUCCUGCGCGCAACAGAUGAUGGCUCCAGGUUCGCAGCUCUGAGCGCCUGCCAUCUAGCUGAGGCAUAUUCGAGAGAUGCGCCUGGUCGCAUCAUGCAUUCAUUUCUACGAAAACUGGUAUCCGAUUUAAGAUCUGACAUACCAAUGCCGUCGCCGAAACAGGUGAGUAUCAUGGUGAGCAAAUGUGAUGGGGUUUUUGCUUUGGGAGAAUUUCCUGUCAAGGCAGAGAAGAUGAUGUCGUUUGAUGGGGAAGCAAUUGUUGGACAGCAUACAUGGCCACAUGAUAAGAGCACUACACGUAUCACUCGUGGCAUUGCAAGUCCUGAGGAUGUAGCUGGGGCACUGCAUAAAAUCGUGAAGUUGAAGAGAGGGGAAUACUCUCAUUUAACGUUUAUUGGUGUCGCCGAUGCUGCCCUUGUCGCGGCUAUCGGAAGAUGGCUUAUGGAGCUCAAGGUUGUCUUGUACAGCAGCGAGAGAGAUGAUGAAGACAAUUAUUUUUACCGGAACUAUACUAACGACGAGCCACAGCUGACGGUCAUCCAUUCACGAGGCCACGGAAACGGCACCCUGGUAAACACAGAGACAACUAUGCGUAUACCUGAUACCACGACGUUUUUUCGAACUCAUUCCGAAUCCAACCCAGAUAACAACAACGCGAUCGGUGGCCGACUUGAAUGGAAGAAUGCUUUGACCAAAAUCUUUCGGGGCAAGUUUACCAGUCUGCAUCAUAUGCCUCAAGAUUUUGGCAAAGCGCUAGGAAGUGCAGCACGUAUAUUCCAGGCUUUUGCCGAAGCAGACCCAGCAAUCAAGGAUCCUGCUCUAUUUCGCGAAUGUCAAUAUUACUUUCCUGCAGGUUACGGCGAGGAUUAUUUCAUUUUGCUCAGAGCACGUUCCCUGAGCUGA